UGCCGGGUUUAACCGAAAAAAUCCAUUUCAUCCCCACCAAACCCUAAACCCUACAAAUCAAGAUUCUGUGAACUUCAAGAGCUUGGGAGAAGUCGCUUCAACUCUCCUGUCAGCGCAGAGGCGCAGAAUCCUGCUUUCUCGGUUUAUGUUGAGUUAGCAAAGCAGUUUCAGAAACUACCAUGGGCUAUGCACAACUAGUUAUUGGCCCUGCUGGCAGUGGAAAGUCAACUUACUGCUCGAGUUUGUAUCAAUACUGCGAAAAUGCUCAGCGUUCAAUACAUAUUGUGAAUCUGGAUCCUGCUGCAGAAAAUUUUGACUAUCCUGUAGCUAUGGAUAUUAGAGAACUUGUUUCUCUGGAAGAUGUGAUGGAGGAGCUUGGAUUGGGUCCCAAUGGUGGCUUGUUAUACUGCAUGGAACAUUUGGAAGAUAAUCUGGAUGACUGGUUGGAAGAAGAAUUGGAGCAUUAUAUGGAGGAUGACUAUCUAGUUUUUGAUUGUCCAGGCCAGAUAGAACUUUUCUCUCAUGUGCCAAUGCUUCGGAACUUUGUGGAUCAUUUGAAGCGUAAAAAUUUUAAUGUCUGUGCAGUGUACUUGCUUGAUUCGCAGUUCAUCACUGAUGUCACCAAGUUUAUAAGUGGGUGCAUGGCAUCUCUUUCUGCAAUGGUCCAACUUGAAUUACCCCAUGUUAAUAUCCUUUCUAAAAUGGACCUCGUGACAGACAAAAGAGAAAUUGAAAACUACUUGAAUCCAGAAUCUCAUGUUUUGUUGUCGGAGUUGAAUAAACGGAUGGCUCCCCAGUUUGCCAAGCUAAAUAAAGCUCUAAUUGAACUGGUGGAUGAGUAUAGCAUGGUUAGUUUUGUGCCACUUGACUUGAGGAAGCAGAGCAGUAUACGAUAUGUAUUGAAUCAAAUUGACAACUGCAUCCAGUUCGGAGAAGACGCAGAUGUGAAGGUUAAGGAUUUUGAUCCACGGGAGGAUGACUAAUCCCAUUAAUAGCACAAAAAUACUACCAAGGUUUCUUGUUGACUCUGUCAGUUGGGGUUAAAACUAUGUCUUAUGUAGAUAUAUCCUCAUAGCAUAAAAAAUUGGCAAGUUUUUAGCAUAUCCCGGGUGAAUAUCUAACUUGUACAUUGGGAUUAAAUCUUAACAAUCUGCUGUGACAAAUUAUCUGCAUGCAGAGUGUGGUAUGAAAAUUGUUGUCUGAAUUUGGUUGUAUAUAAUCUCUUUUAUGUUGAAAAAAUUUCAUUU
This is a messenger RNA of Pistacia vera, 1247 nucleotides long. Its product is annotated as GPN-loop GTPase 3-like. Lineage: Eukaryota; Viridiplantae; Streptophyta; Magnoliopsida; Sapindales; Anacardiaceae. The record is from RefSeq and is a predicted model, not a curated record. The transcript has 10 exons. Gene Ontology annotation, molecular function: GTPase activity. Bases 180 to 983 code for a protein of 267 amino acids.